Molecule: messenger RNA, 1068 nt
Organism: Trichomycterus rosablanca
Lineage: Eukaryota; Metazoa; Chordata; Actinopteri; Siluriformes; Trichomycteridae
Product: zinc finger protein 239-like
Exons: 3
Coding region: 168-1010 (280 amino acids)
Source: RefSeq, a predicted model, not a curated record
UGUGGGGUGGAUGGGGACACCGACUGUUAACUAUUCUGGUUCGUGUCCGAUAUAUUACACAGCUGUCCAGUAGGGGUGAGAAUAAACCGAAACAUUGUGGAUCAACCAGCUCAGUUCAUACAUGAAGAAGCUAACGUGUCGGUACUGAAGUGAAUCUAUUUUUAAACAUGCAAUCAGCAGAAGAGGAACACAUCAACCCUGUGGAUGUAGAAAAUGAAGGAUUCCUGAAGAUAGUAAUAAAAAAUGAAGAUGAUGAAGAUGAAAGAUUGAACAAGGAUUUCUGCUGCUCCUCGAGUCCACGUUCCUGUACGACCCAAAAUCAUCUCCACAAACACAUCAAGACCCCCCACAGUGUCAAAUAUGAGACCCUGGUGAAGAUUAAGACUGAACAUGAGGAUCUGACGCCCACCAGAAGCUCCAGUGAUCAACAGACGUCCUCUGGUGCUGUCAGCAUUAACAGCUCUCUCACCAGAGAACAGAACAGAAGGAACGUCUGCUCACAGUGUGGGAAGAGCUUUAGUUCUCCGGGUGCUCUUAAAAUACACCAGCGCAUUCACACUGGAGAGAAACCUUAUCAGUGCUCAGAGUGUGGGAAGAGAUUUAAUGAUCAGGGUGUUUUAAAAAAACACCAGCGCAUUCACACUGGAGUUAAACCGUUUCAGUGCUCAGAGUGUGGGAAGAGAUUUAAUCAACAGAGUAAUCUCAAAAAACACCAGCGCAUUCACACUGGAGAGAAACCGUAUCAGUGCUCAGAGUGUGGGAGGAGUUUUAAUCAACAGAGCAGUCUCAAAGAACACCAGCGCAUUCACACUGGAGAGAAACCGUAUCAGUGCUCACAGUGUGGGAAGAGAUUUAAUCGACAGAGUGCUCUCAAUAUACACCAGCGCAUUCACACUGGAGAGAAACCGUAUCAAUGCUCACAGUGUGGGAAGAGAUUUAAUCGACAGAGUGCUCUCAAUAUACACCAGCGCAUUCACACAUGGACAAAAACCAUGUCAUCUCAAACAUAGAUAAAUUGGAGAUAAGCACAAAUACUGUAUUUUUUUUUAAGAGAAAAAUAAUAAAUGA